Messenger RNA from Emys orbicularis (European pond turtle), 1107 nucleotides. RefSeq names its product spermatogenesis associated 22 (gene SPATA22). The record is from RefSeq and is a predicted model, not a curated record. Gene Ontology annotation, biological process: meiotic DNA repair synthesis; homologous chromosome pairing at meiosis; gamete generation. The transcript has 8 exons. NCBI's taxonomy places the organism in Eukaryota, Metazoa, Chordata, Testudines, Emydidae. Bases 1 to 1107 code for a protein of 368 amino acids.
AUGAAGAGAAAUUUAAGUGACAGUUCAUCUCGUAGCACAGCAGGUUGUCUACCUGUACCACUGUUCAAUCAGAAAAAAAGAACCAGACAGCCGCUCACUUCAAAUCCACUUAAAAAUGAGCCAAGUACCAGCACUGUGACUCAUAGUUAUGACUUUUCUGCUAGAACAACUGAAUUAGGGUGGGAAGUUGCAAAGCCAGAGCUGGCUCAACUACAGAAAACAACGAACAGUGGCCAAAUAGAACCUUCUAUGGCUCCUUCCCUGUUGAAACAACAAAACACAUCAAAGCCUCAUAUAUCAAAUACUGGAAAGAACCUGAAUAUUUUGAGAGCAGAAGAAAAGAAUACCAAUGCUAAAGUUUGGAACAGAAAUGAGCAUAUGUCGCCAAGUAGCAGAAUCAAUUUGAUAUCUGAUAGUGGAAUCAUUCGAAAGUUUGAGAAUAUCUCAAAUAGUCUGAGAACUGUUCAGCAGCACAAACUACCUGAGCAUCAUAAGGCAUCACAGCAUAUUGAGACAACUGUAACAGGACAAAUAUGUUCAUCCAAAGCACAAUGGCCAGUUAUAUCCAGCACCACAUCAAGAAGUCUACAGGAUCAUAGUCCAGCAUAUAAAUUUAAACAUAAUAUUCAACAAAAUAAAGUUAAUGAAAAACAAUUUGAUCAUGUUCCAGAAGACAAAAUGAUUCAGAAAGUUCCAGCAUAUCAAUUAAAACUUAAAGAAAAAGACAAUUCUCUGCGAAUUAUAAGUGCAGUCAUUGAAAGUAUGAAGCAUUGGAGCCAGUAUACUUAUAAAACUGCACUAUUAUUUGAAGUGUUAGGCACACUUGAUUCUGCAGUCACACCUGGAGCAUAUGGAGCAAAAAGUUUUAUCUUGAGAGAUGGAAAGGAGAGUCUGCCAUGUGUAUUUUAUGAAAUUGAUCGGGAGCUUCCAAGACUAAUUAGAGGUCGAGUCCACAGGUGCAUGGGAAACUAUGACACAAAAAGGAACAUCUUCAAGUGUGUGUCUGUAAGACCUGCAACUGUUGUAGAACAAAGAACUUUCCAAGAAUUUGUUAAAACUUCAGAUGUCGAGAUGAGAGAAUGUGUGAAAACAAUGAAUGAAGUUUAA